Molecule: messenger RNA, 1433 nt
Organism: Ceutorhynchus assimilis (cabbage seed weevil)
Lineage: Eukaryota; Metazoa; Arthropoda; Insecta; Coleoptera; Curculionidae
Source: the annotation of a GenBank genome assembly
CAUAGAUGUAAGUACGAAUAAAUAAAUGUACAAAAGUACACAGGUAGUUAACCGAAAGUUGAAUAAGUUGGUAAAGAUCUGGCCUUAUUAUUAAAGUCAAUUCCAUUUCAACCCUUUGAAAUUUAAUUUUCUAAUUGUUUUUUCUAUGUUGAAGCACAAUGAUCAACUUGUAUCUCUUAAUCGAAAAAACAAAUCAAGUGCAAUUGCAUUUGAAAGGACAAACAUAUAAGAUGGACAGCUGUCGCUCUCGUUGGUGCCAAAAUUAACAUUCCGUAGCACGAGACUUUAUUUUUGUCCCGUGCACCGAAUACGGGGCCGGUGUAUCGCCGGUCUCGGGAAUUUCCGGUACCCGAAUCGGCACGCGUGUUGCCUCAACUACCCCGUCGUACCACCUUCACGGGUACUAGAAUGGUGGGGGAAGGCCCCCGACCGAAAGAAAACCCAUCGCGUAGGGCUACCGAGACCAUUCAGCCGCGCGCUCUCAAACCUUUCGAAUCUUUCAAUUUUUGUGCUCAAAACUUUUUAAACACAAAUACGCGAAGUGUUUUUAUUUUUAAAUUUUUACAUAUAUAUGGCUCUUGCUAUGACCUUAGGUCAAAAAUCCAACAUGUACAACGUCAUCCAGCAUUCGAUGCCCCAAACUACAAACUGUGUGAUCGUGUCUCAGCCUCAAAAACAUACAGUGAUCGCUUCAGGCAAAAGGCCUCUGGCUCCAGCACCCGAAAGAAGUUCAGUUUUAGUGUCCAACAACAAUAACGAUUUGCGUUGCAAACGCAAAAUCCAGUUUAUGCCUUACGGAGCUCCAGCCCCUCAGCCAGCUUCAGUUGCCAGAAGAAACGCCAGAGAACGUAAUCGUGUUAAGCAAGUCAACAAUGGAUUUGCAACUUUGAGAUCGCACAUUCCUCCGACUGUUUGCCAAGCUUUAUCGCCUCAGCCUCCAGCAGCUUCGAGUCGUGGAGCUUCCAAGAAACUAUCCAAAGUUGAAACUCUUCGUAUGGCCGUUGAAUAUAUUAGAAGUUUGCAGCAAAUGCUUGACGAAAACGAAACUGAAGGGUCUAACAAUCAGGAUCAAAGCUACUACAGCAGUUCGCCUGAAAGCCAUCAACAAAUCUACCAAAGUUCGUAUCCUAUUUUACUACCAACACCGUCUUGUUCAGAAGCUUCAGCUUCACCAACACCGUCACACAGCUCAGAAAGUUCCUUCUCAGCAGCUUCCGCAUAUACGAAUGCUUUAUAUCAAACAACUGAAAAUUAUGAAAAUUACGAUCCUAAAAGUCCAGAAGAUGAAGAGUUACUGGAUGCUAUAUUUUAUUGGCAACAAGAAUAACAUUUCAUGAGGUUAGUAUAUUUUAAUUUUAUUUUUUUUUGUACCUGUGCAAUUUCACAGCACCCCAAUUUUUAUACCUGCCUGUUCAGGUUAUAUUUUAUUUUCU